Molecule: messenger RNA, 1225 nt
Organism: Cuscuta epithymum
Lineage: Eukaryota; Viridiplantae; Streptophyta; Magnoliopsida; Solanales; Convolvulaceae
Source: the annotation of a GenBank genome assembly
CUUUUUUAUUUCACAAUUGAUCUCAACCAUAUCUCCGACUCCUGCAAUUCAAAACCCCAUUCUACCGUCAUCAGAUUUGGCAUCUUCACUCCCGUUUUUUCUCUGUUGCCUUCACGCCGGCAAGUCCUUCGAAUCAUAUCGUGAAGGAUUUUCAGGCUCGUUCGCCGGACGAACGAUCAGCGUAAUCUUCUCCUUCCUCCCCUCGAAGGAUACCAAGUGUAAACCUUCGCCGAUCUCUUCUAUGAGAUGCGAUAUCGAAGUCUUUUACAUAGAAAUAUAUCAAUAGCUUUGAAUCGCUUUCACAAACUUGCUAUAUAUGUGCCGAUUAAUGGUUCCUGGUAAAAAUCUCAUUCUAAUUCAGUGCUCAGCUCUCUGAAUCGUGCGAGAAGGUUUUCCGUCACAGAGUUCACAAAAUUGAUCUUCCACGGGAAUCGUAUGUCCGAACAGGCCUGGAAAAAGCAUAUUUAAGUUUGAAGAGGUUGAUGAGGAGAAGGAUGAAAAGAAAAAGAAGAUCAAAGAGGUUUUGCAUGAAUGGUCUUUGGUGAAAAAGCAAAAGCCAAUCUGGAUGUGGAAACCAGAGGAGAUCACCAAAGAAGAAUAUGCUGCAUUCUACAAGAGUCUCACAAACGACUGGGAGGAGCAUUUCGCUGUGAAGCACUUUUCAGUUGAGGGGCAGUUUGAGUUCAAUGCUGACCUCUUUGUUCCAAAGAGGGCUCCUUUUGACCUCUUUGACACCAAGAAGAAGCCAAACAUCAUCAAGCUCUAUGUCAGUCGUGUAUUCAUCAUGGACAUUGGACAACUGUGAGGAGUUGAUCUCUGAGUACUUGAGUUUUGUCAAGGGCAUAGUCAACUCUGAGGACCUUCCUCUUAACAUUUCUCGUGAGACUUUGCAGCAAAACAAGACCCUGAAGGUCAUUCACAUGAACCUGGUGAAGAAGUGUGUGGAGCUCUUCUUUGAGAUAUCUGAAAACAAGGAAGACUACGACAUAUUCUAUGAGGCUUUCUCAAAGAAAUUAAAUAUAGUGAGGCUUUCACAAAGAACAAAUUAAAAAGCAAAGCUAAAUAAUAUAUUGAAACAUGUAAUGAAUUGAAUUAUAUAUUUGUGGUGAAUGUUAUAUAUGUUAAAUUUGUUGCUUCUUGUUGUAUUGUAUGUGUUGCUUUUUGUUGCUUCUUGUUGCAUUUUGUUUCUUUUUGUUGCAUUUUGUUUCUUUUGUUGCAACGUGUU